Dryobates pubescens (Downy woodpecker) is the source of this 3736-nucleotide messenger RNA. It is a transcript of the gene PAN2, whose product is annotated as poly(A) specific ribonuclease subunit PAN2. Gene Ontology annotation, biological process: nuclear-transcribed mRNA poly(A) tail shortening; mRNA processing. Gene Ontology annotation, cellular component: PAN complex; P-body. The record is from RefSeq and is a predicted model, not a curated record. NCBI's taxonomy places the organism in Eukaryota, Metazoa, Chordata, Aves, Piciformes, Picidae. Bases 5 to 3598 code for a protein of 1197 amino acids. Gene Ontology annotation, molecular function: poly(A)-specific ribonuclease activity; nucleic acid binding; protein binding. The transcript is spliced from 26 exons.
CACCAUGAACUUUGAAGGCCUUGACCCUUCCCUCGCCGAAUAUGCCCCUCCCCUGCACCCGGCGCUGGACCCGGUGCUCGACCCCCACCUCAACCCCAGCCUGCUGCAGAACGUGGAGCUGGACGCCGAGGGGGUGCCCCUGGAGGGCAUGGCCGUGCCCGAGUCGGUGCACCUGAUGGAGGGCAUCUACAGCGAGCUCCACACCGCGGUCUCCGAGGUCGGGGUGCCUGUGGCUGUCUCCCAUUUCGACCUCCACGAGGAGAUGCUUUGGGUUGGGAACCACGGGGGCCAUGCCACCUCCUUCUUCGGGCCCACCCUGGAGCGCUACUCCUCCUUCCAAGUGCACAGCAGCGACGAGAUCCGCCAGAUCCAGAGCCUGGAGAACGGAGUCCUCUUCCUCACCAAAGCCAGCCUCAAGUACCUCUCCCGGGGGGGCCUGAUCAUCUUUGACUACCUCAUGGAGGAGUCUGAGGACAUGCACAGCCUCCUGCUGACCGACAGCAGCACGCUGCUGGUCGGGGGGCUGCAGAGCCACGUCCUGGAGAUAGACCUCAACACCGUCCAGGAGACACAGAAGUACACGGUGGAGCUCCCUGGCAUCACCAUCCUCCGGCAGUCCAAUCGCUUCUUCUUCUGCGGCCACUCCUCGGGCAAGGUGUCGCUGCGGGACCCGCGCAGCUUCGCGGCCGAGCACGAGUUCGCCGCCCACUCCGGCAGCCUCUCGGACUUCGACGUCCACGGCAACCUGCUGGUCACCUGCGGCUACUCCAGCAGGAUGAACGGCCUGGCCUCCGACCGCUUCCUCAAGGUCUAUGACCUGAGGAUGAUGAGGGCCACCACCCCCCUGCAGGUCCACAUCGACCCUUCCUUCCUGCGCUUCAUCCCCACCUACACCUCCCGCCUGGCCAUCAUCUCCCAGACAGGUCAGUGCCAGUUCUGCGAGCCCACCGGCCUGGCCAACCCUGCUGACAUCUUCCACGUCAACACCGUGGGGCCUCUGGUCAUGACCUUCGACGUCUCGGCCAGCAAGCAGGCCUUGGCCUUUGGGGACUCUGAGGGCUGUGUCCACCUCUGGGCCGACUCCCCUGAGGUCACCUUCAACACCUACUCCCGGGAGACCGACUUUGCCCUGCCCUGCAUGGUGGACUCCUUGCCCCACCUGGACUGGAACCAGGACCUGGUGCCCCUCUCGCUCAUCCCCAUGCCGCUGCCCGGCGAUGCCCUCCUCUCCGACUGGCCGGCCGCCAACUCUGCUCCUGCCCCCAGGAGAGCUCCUCCUGUGGACCCCGAGAUCCUGCGCACCAUGAAGAAGGUUGGGUUCAUCGGCUACGCCCCCAACCCCCGCACCAAGCUCCGCAACCAGAUUCCCUACAGGCUGAAGGAGUUGGACACUGAGUUUGACAGCUUCAGCCAGGUCCCCGAGUCCCCCAUCGGCCGUGAGGAGGAGCCACAUCUCUACAGGGUGGCCAAGAAGUACAGGAAGGUCACCAUCAAAUACUCCAAGCUGGGCCUGGAAGAUUUUGACUUCAAGCACUACAACAAAACCCUCUUUGCAGGGCUGGAGCCUCACAUUCCCAAUGCCUACUGCAACUGCAUGAUCCAGGUGCUGUAUUUCCUGGAGCCAGUCAGGUGCCUGGUGCAGAACCAUCUGUGCCAGAAGGAGUUCUGCCUGGGCUGUGAGCUGGGUUUGCUCUUCCAUAUGUUGGACCUGUCCCGAGGAGACCCCUGCCAGGGCAGCAACUUCCUGAGGGCUUUCCGCACCAUCCCCGAGGCCUCGGCCCUGGGGCUGAUCCUGGCUGACUCUGACGAGGCCACAGGCAAGGUGAACCUGGGGAGGCUGAUCCAGAGCUGGAACAGGUUCAUCCUCACCCAGCUGCACCAGGAGACCCAGGAGCAGGAGGGGCCCCAGGCCUACAGGGGGGCUGGCAGCAGCAGCUUUGGCUCCUCAGGGGACUCUGUCAUCGGGCAGCUCUUCAGCUGCGAGCUGGAGAACUGCAGCAUGUGCCGCUGCGGCCAGGAGACCGUGCGGCUCUCCUCCACCCUGCUCUUCACCCUCUCCUACCCUGAGAGCGCAGAGCAGCCAGGCCAGGCCUAUGAGUUUGCCCAGGUGCUGAGGAGGAGCAUCUGCCUGGAGCAGAACACCCAGGCCUGGUGUGAGAGCUGUGAGAAGUACCAGCCCACGGUGCAGACCAGGAACAUUCGCUGCCUGCCUGACGUCUUGGUCAUCAACUGCGAGGUCAACAGCUCCAAGGAGGCAGACUUCUGGAAGACCCAAGCUGAGUUUGCCUUCCAGAGGGCCAUGAUGAAGAGAGGAGGCUUUGAGCUCACCAAAGGCAAAGAGAUCUCCCUGGGGGACUGGAAGGAGCUGGGCAGCCCCAGCCCAGGGCAUUCCUAUCCUUCUGUGGAGGAACUGAAGAACAUUUGGAUCCCCCAUGCCAUCAAGAUGAAGCUGAGCAAGAGUAAGGAGCUGGAUGUCUGCAACUGGAGUGAGAAUGAGGAGCUGGGCCCAGGUGACGAUCCUGACUCUGUCUACAUCUACGACCUGAUGGCCACCGUGGUCCACAUCCUGGAUCCCCGCACGGGGGGCAGCUUGGUAGGACACAUCAAGGUGGGAGAGACCUACCACCAGAGGAAGGAGGGAGUCACCCACCAGCAGUGGUAUCUCUUCAACGACUUCCUCAUCGAGCCUGUGGACAAGUGUGAGGCAGUGCAGUUCGACAUGAGCUGGAAGGUUCCUGCCAUCCUCUACUACGCCCGCAGGAACCUCAACGCCAAGUACAACCUCGUCAUCAAGAACCCAAUCGAGGCCAGCGUGCUGCUGGCGGAGGCCUCCCUGGCUCGCAAGCAGCGCAAGUGCCACGCCACCUUCAUCCCCCUGAUGCUGAGUGAGAUGCCCCAGGCAGGGGACCUGGUGGGGCUGGAUGCUGAGUUUGUCACCUUGAAUGAGGAGGAGGCCGAGCUGCGCAGCGACGGCACCAAGUCCACCAUCAAGCCCAGCCAGAUGUCGGUGGCCAGGAUCAGCUGCGUGCGCGGCCAGGGCCCCAACGAGGGCGUGCCCUUCAUCGACGACUACAUCUCCACCCAGGAGCAGGUGGUGGAUUACCUGACCCAGUACUCAGGGAUCAAGCCAGGGGAUCUGGAUGCCAAGAUCUCCUCCAAGCACCUCACCACCCUCAAGUCCACCUACCUGAAGCUGCGCUUCCUCAUCGACGUGGGGGUGAAGUUCGUCGGCCAUGGGCUGCAGAAGGACUUCAGAGUCAUCAACCUGAUGGUGCCCAAGGACCAGGUGAUUGACACAGUCUACCUCUUCCACAUCCCCAGGAAGAGGAUGAUCUCCCUGCGCUUCCUCGCUUGGUACUUCCUGGACCUGAAGAUCCAGGGGGAGACUCACGACAGCAUCGAGGACGCUCGGACGGCGCUGCAGCUGUACCGCAAGUACCUGGAGCUGACCCCGCAGGGCACAGAGCCUGAGGAGUUCAGGAAGGUGCUGAAAGGCCUCUACGAGAAGGGCAGGAAGAUGGACUGGAAGGUGCCGGAGCCUGACAGCCAGAGCAGCCCCAAGCACGGGGCCGUGUACCCCCCGGUGCUGGCGCUGUGAUCGGCAGCCCCGGGCCCCCCCUGACGGCAGCGGACGCACAACAAACUGGAACCAGCAGCGGCGACUGAACUGUUCUUGACCCUGCCCGACCCCCGCGGGCCUCCCCCGGGGCCCGGCGCCCCGGGACUCCCUCUCUCU